AUGUAUCAUUGUGUUGCAGAAAAAAGAGAACCCAUUGGAGAAAAUGUGACAGUCCAGGCUGUCGUCUACUAUGAUUCAGCGUACCUCAGCAAGGCAAAGCACAAGACUGAAAGCAAUUUGGAUGGAGGCAACUCAAUGGAAAAAUAUUUUGAACAACUUUUUCAACAGGUUGAAUCGUAUUUUCACAAUCACUCGAUAAAAAUAAAGAUGAAGGUCAAAGAAGUUACACAGACAAACAACUUCUCCACCUAUUCAGAUGGUGUCUUUAAAGAAAGAGAGACACUGAAGAGCCUUACAGAAUAUGGAAAAUCUUUAGGACUACCUCCGAAUACUAUAUUUUACGGCUUUUCUUGGAGCGAUAACAAGUUCUAUGGGACUAGCUCCGGAGCUCUGAGUCAGUCAGCCAUGGAGACCGAUGGAACAUUUUGUACAAGUAAUACAAGCGCUGCGAUCAUAAUACACCAUCAAGGAUUUCAAAACCCUUGGUCGACAAUAAAAGCAUCAUCAUUUAUAUUUGGUUCGACGCACUUCUUUAAUUUUUCUCGCCUGGACUGGACAGUAAUGAAUCAGACAUUCUUGAGGUGUCCCAAACAGGAAAAUCUAGAUAUUUUGGCAUGUUGACAAAAGUGAGCUGACAGCCACGUACCGAUACAAAUUUCCAUUGACUUCAGUAAAACGUGUUCGACAGAUGAUAUUGAAAUAAACUGGUCAUCUUGGAAAAUAAAAC
Dermacentor silvarum is the source of this 727-nucleotide messenger RNA. RefSeq lists its product as uncharacterized. The record is from RefSeq and is a predicted model, not a curated record. The transcript has 7 exons. Gene Ontology annotation, molecular function: metallopeptidase activity. Lineage: Eukaryota; Metazoa; Arthropoda; Arachnida; Ixodida; Ixodidae. The coding region runs from base 1 to 621 and encodes 206 amino acids.